UCUCUGUGGCUGCUGCAGGUGUGUGCGCUCCUCCCUUUGUUAGUGCUGGGGGUAAUUACAGCCCUGCAUUACACCUGUACACUGCGUUCUGUUCUCUCGUACUGGAGGCCACACCACUGCUCAGGCGAUAGCACCAGAAUCGCGCUGUGGGUGUGUCCCGCACGCUUGCCCCGCCUCUCUGCAUUUCAGUAGAACCGGUCUCUGGAGGGCCCGGAUUACCAGGGAUGAAUAUGGAGUUUCACAUGACCCCCUGCUUCUGAUCAUUUCGGCCCCAGUGAAGAGAGACGGAGGUUGUGACUGCAACUGCGGAAUCCUCCGGAAUGAGACAGUGGCCACGGUCGUACCUGGACAGGACGGGUGCAAGGGCACAGGGGGCCGAGGGAGGAGGUGGGAGUGCCACCCUGGGGAGCCUUUCGGAAGAGCGGGCUCCCAGCCGCCAGGAUGCAGGCAGUACAGAGGACAGCCAUGUGGCCAUAAUGCCCAAACCAGCGCACAUCCCCUUGGUCACGAAGCUGUGCUAUGCGGUCGGGGGAAUGCCCUGUCAGAUGACCGGCAUUGCCCUGGGCCUCAGCUUACAGAUCUUUCUCCUGGAUGUGGUACAGCUGGAUGCCCUCUAUGCUUCCCUGGUCCUCUUCCUGGUGCGGGUCUGGGACGCUGUCACUGACCCCCUGGUGGGGUAUCUGGUCAGCAGGAGCACCAGGACGAGCAUUGGAAAGCUCCUUCCCUGGAUCCUGUUCUCCAUGCCUUUGAGUGUGUUCUUCUACAUCAUGAUGUGGUUCACACUGCAGGGCUCCAAAUAUCCAGUGUUGAGUUUCUUCUGGCAACUCAGCAUGAGCUGUCUGUUCGAGGUCUUCAUGAGUUGUUACCAUGUCCCCUACACUUCCCUCAACAUGUUCUUAGGAGGCAGCCAGAGGGAGAGAGACUCUGCUACAGCCUACAGAAUGGGAGCAGAGGUGUUUGCCAUGCUGGUGGGGGCAGUGAUUCAGGGUCAGGUUGUAAGGGUUUAUAAUGCUGAGAAGGACCAGGCGUGCAGACAAUACAACCACCUGCCCCAAAAUACCCAAGCCACUGACACGCUGCGGGAGACGAGAAAGGCCUUUGUGAUCUCUGCUGUGGUGCUGGGGGGUCUGCACUUCUUGUGCUGCAUGCUGCUGUUCCUGGGGGUGAGGGAGCAGAUGGCUCCCACCUCCUCCGAGGCACCGGAACACAACCCGUCUGGCGCAAAGAUGCUGCUAAGACACACCCCUUACCUGCGCCUCGUCCUUGGCUUCCUCUUCGCCUCUCUGGCCUUCCAGAUGUCCCUGGGGAAUCUGGCCCUCUUCUUUACCCUUGAUGCGGAGCUGGGUGGCUAUUUCCAGUACUACAUACUCAUCCUGCUGGUGACAGCCACCAUCUCUGUUCCAGUGUGGCAAAUGCUUCUGGUGCGGAUCGGCAAGAAGACCACCAUGUUCAUUGGCAUGAUGGUCUAUAUUCCGCCUCUGGUUCUCAUUCCCUCUGUGCCCAGUAACUUGCCAGUCUACAUGGCCAUGUCAGUUCUGAGUGGCUCCAGUCUGGCCACACUCUUCCUGCUGCCCUGGUCCAUGCUGCCAGACGUGGUGGAUGACUUCAAAGUGAAGAACCCAAGCUGCACAGACCUGGAGCCCAUGUUCUUCUCCUGUUAUGCCCUCUGCAACAAAUUUGGAGCGGGUCUGUCUGUGGGCAUCUCCACACUGACCCUGCACUUUGCAGGGUAUAAACCUGGCCUGUGCAGCCCCAGUCCUGAUGUGGUCACCACCCUGCGGAUCCUGCUGGGCCCAGUGCCCCUGUCUCUACUGCUUGUGAGUCUGCUGUUCUUCUACCGGUACCCCAUCAAUGAGGCUCGGCGCCAGCAGGUGGCCACACAGCUGGAGACAGCAGUGAAGGAGGCCACCAGCUCUGCAUGCCUCAGAACACCACUGGAGCCCAGUCAUCAGUCACUCGGGUCCAGCCUCAGGACAGACCAUGGCUCUCAGCUCACCUGGGUGUAGUCUGAAAUCAGAUUCCAAAUCACAGCCAGGCCCCAGUGAUGAGAUUUUAAUGCUGGAGUGAGUCCUGCAGUGCUGGGUCAACACAGCUCUGUAUCACAGCUCAGGAACACAGCACAACAAACUGUGAAGCAGGUCUACACUGAAUGCAUUCACACGCACAUGCACACAAACAAAAUAAAUUUACCUGUUUUAAAUUUUACAGAAAUCUAGUGCUCAGGUCAACAGCCAUGCAGACGUUGUGUGGGUGUUACUGUAUGUCAGGAAGAAGGUACCAUGUCAGCUGAACCAUUUAUGAAAAUUUGUAGGAAAAUAUAAUUAUGGUGGGCAUAGUAUAUGCAACUUUUUGUCUAAGCUAAGGGAAAAUGUUCAAAAUGAUUACAUUUACAAUACUACUUUGUAUUGUACUUCAUAUUUGAGUUUUUUGUCUAUUGAGUUUGGUUUCUGAAUGUGAAUAUUUAACAGGCAUAAUUUUGUCUUGUCUUUCCUUUUGACUUUGUCCUGCAUGGACUCAAACUAACAUUACUUGUAAAAUGAAGACACAAAGGCCUUAAUGAAGAAAUCAAAUGUCCUCCACUCUUGUCCUAUACUCAUAUUAAAGGUUCUGUGAUUCAUUAUGUAGUAAGAGAUUCUGCUACUGCAUAAUCAAUCACAUAAAUUUAUGUAUAUUAUUAUCUACUUUGUAUAGCCAACUGAAAACCCUGUUCGUUUUUUCUUGCAUUUAAAAUGUCCAUUAAGACACGUGAAAAAGAUGUAUACUUCUCCCAAAAAAAGAAUCUAAUUUAGCUUGUGUAAAGCUUGUGUAAAGUAUUCCAUUUGGAAACAAGAGAGCUGGUAGUUUUACACAGCUUGCCAGUUCUGGCACGGCAAGUUCAGUUCUGAUUGGCAGCCCAGUGCAUGGACACAUAAGGAUGUAUUUUUUCAGGCAAAAGUCACAAGGCUGUAGAAGGGAUUAACAAAUCUGUAAGUGGUUUCCCAAAUCUGGAGAAUACAUUCACAAAUCAGUACAUGGUUUCCCAAAUCUGUAGAAUGGGUUCACAAAUCUGUAAAUUAUGUGAGAAUACAUGCAAUUACAGUUUCAGAAUUGCAAAAGACAACUACAACCUCUCAAAUCAACUAGGGCAACUUACAACCUCUGAAAUCAGCUUUGUACAACCUCUUGAUUUUUGCACCAAAUUUUUCAGUAUACCAAUUAGCAAAAAUUGUAAAAUGGGAUUAGUAACUGUGCUAAAGCUAAUGCUCUGCAGAGGAGGGUCAAUGCCUGUUCUUCCAGUCAAUCAGACGAGCGGGGGAUGACGCUGUACUGCAAUUACUCUUAAUAAAUGAACCUGCUGGCUAUAGCCAAAUCCUAAAAUAUAACAACUCGCAACAAGGUAUGCAACUCACCUGUGGAGAACCACCCUAGAUUGUCUUAGAUUCCAAAUUAUUGCUACAGUUAACCAAGUCCAGGUAAAUUAUUUUAAUACAGCAUUAAAUUAACAUUGCAUGUAUUGUGCACUCUGAUGUAGCUAUCCGUUCCCUGAUGAAAUAAGACAUCAUGUUCUUCUGGGCAAUCUACCCUCCUGCCAUAUUCUAUUUAAAAGUUCUAUAAACACUUCUAAAGCUAUAUUACUUAGAUUAUUUAACAUUAUGUAACAAACUUCUCUAACAGGAGAUGUUAACCCAGAUUUCUUAAUUGCUCUUCUCAUCUCUUCUAAUGAGAACACUGUAUUAAUGGUGUCUUCCCCAUGGCUGUAUCUCUGAAGUUCUGAGAGAAAUUGAAGUAGCAAUGGACUAGGUCCCGUCAUGUGAUGAAGCUGUGAAGCUACUAUGGUUGUCUCAAGAGCCUGUUACAAAUUUCAUCGGUUUUGUUCUUAACCAAUCAGAGAUCAGUUCGCCUAGGCAUCGCAUUCAUAAUUGUGAUUUUUGGUCAUAAUUUUCUCUAUUCUGUUCUGCCUAUAAAAUUAUCUGAUCCCGGAAAAAUGUCAAAUGUAAUUUCCUGCUUCUGUUGAUUACCACAAUGUGAGCUUUUGGCUCCUACUUCGCGCUGGAGCGAGUUCGAUGGAUUUCUACAACACUCAUAGGACAAACAUGGCAUACUACAUCACUAUUUCCGGGCCGUGGCAGCCAUCUUGCGAUGGUGCCACAUGCGGAAGUAUCGUAUUGAAUAAAAUAGAAUAAAACCACAUUUCCCUUCUAGUUCUUUAUUGGUAUAUAACAAUGAACCAUUUAAAGAAGUUCAGUGGUAUAUAAAAUGAUUGGGACCCGAUUGGGACACUCGAGGGAGGGAGGUCACAAAGGUCGGUUUCCGGGGCACGGAGGAGAUGAGGUGGUAGUGGAGGAAAAGGGGAUACAUUACUGUCUAGCUCCGCCCACCCUCUUCAGUUCCUCGCUCUAUGGCACCCACCAUAGACCACUCACAGAACCGCAUGAUCCCACCCCACCCAUCCAUCGCUCCCAUUCAAGUCUUUAUUUUCCGGCAUCGAAGGCGCAGCUUCCGCUGGUAGCUUGUUAGAGGAACCGAAUUGGAGAAAAAUAUCAAAGAACAAAAUGGGAGUCGAGGUUGAGACGAUUCAUCCGGGAGACGG
Anguilla anguilla (European eel) is the source of this 4570-nucleotide messenger RNA. RefSeq names its product sodium-dependent lysophosphatidylcholine symporter 1-like. Lineage: Eukaryota; Metazoa; Chordata; Actinopteri; Anguilliformes; Anguillidae. Gene Ontology annotation, cellular component: membrane. The record is from RefSeq and is a predicted model, not a curated record. The coding region runs from base 321 to 2006 and encodes 561 amino acids. Gene Ontology annotation, molecular function: symporter activity. Gene Ontology annotation, biological process: carbohydrate transport. The transcript has 14 exons.